Hypoxylon fragiforme is the source of this 2022-nucleotide messenger RNA. RefSeq names its product alpha/beta-hydrolase. The record is from RefSeq and is a predicted model, not a curated record. The coding region runs from base 1 to 2022 and encodes 673 amino acids. The transcript has 3 exons. NCBI's taxonomy places the organism in Eukaryota, Fungi, Ascomycota, Sordariomycetes, Xylariales, Hypoxylaceae.
AUGGAAUCACUUUCAUCAUCAAGCGACGACAGUGAUAGCACCAAGGCACUGACUUCCCAGGAUAAUAAGAAGAAGUCCUCCAAGAUACCGCUCUGGCUGCAGACGCAGGCUUAUAAAAUCCGACACAGUCGAACUCGCCAAUGUCUAAUCGCGUUCUUCUUUACCAUCAUCAUCGUACUUUUGGCAGUUUUGGUAUGGCUUGAUACCAGUGGCCGCUUACAUGAAGUAUUCAAGAAAACAACCCCUCUACAGCUAACUCAGGGGUCCUAUCUUGGCGAAGUCGUACCACAGAGCGCCAAAUACCCACGCAGCGUGGAAGCAUUUCGCGGAAUACCAUAUGCACAAUCGACAUCUGGUGAAAACCGCUUUAGACCCCCUCAAUUGUUGAAUGGAACAGGAAGUCGCAACAAUGUUCAACGUGCUCUUAGUUUCGGACAUAGGUGUCCACAAAAUGGAGGCGGCAGCGACCAAGGCGAAGAUUGUCUGAACUUGAAUAUCUACAGGCCUCAUUUUGGUGAUGAUCCAGACACUGCGACCGUCGAAAUGAACAAGCAAGGUGUCAAUGGCACGAAACUACCUGUCGUUAUUUAUGUUCACGGCGGCGCAUUCAAUGGUGGGAGUGGUUCGGAAAGAAACAUGCUGAGUUUUGUUGCAUGGUCAGAGACACCUCUCAUUGGAAUGAGUUUCAACUACCGUCUUGGAGCUUUGGGGUUUCUGCCAAGUGGAAUAACCGCGAAGGAAGGCUUGCUCAACUUGGGGCUCAAAGAUCAGCAGGCCUUUUUCCAAUGGGUGCAGAACAAUGUAGCCGAUUUUGGCGGAGAUCCCAACAAUGUCACGGUGAUGGGUGUAAGCGCUGGCUCUCAUUCGAUCGGACAUCACUUGAUAUCGUACUCUCCUGCGAACAAGUUGAGUUCUGGACCUCCCCCUUUUCAGAAAGCGAUCCUCGAAUCCGGUGGAUCGUUAGCUCGUGCUACCUUCGUCCCUACCCAUCCACUCCAUGAGAAGCAGUUUCGAGAUUUCUUAGACCUGUGUGGACUUAGCAACACAACUGAUGACAAAAUAUUCGAAGAGCUUCGGGCUUUACCCUUGAGCACUAUUGCCACUGCGUCUAGUACGGUAUUCGGGCGCUAUAAUCCGAGUUUACGCUGGCCCUUUCAACCUGUCAUUGAUGGCCCUGGGGGUAUAAUACCAGACCUACCCAUUAUUUCUUGGCAAAAAGGAAAUGUUUUGCGUAUUCCAAUCUUGACGGGCUCUAACACGAACGAGGGUGCCAUAUUUGUUCCAUCACGAGCCAAUACUUCGUCGGCAAUGGAUAAUCUCAUGUCUGCGAUCCUUCCGGCUCUAAACAAAACCGAAUUAGACACUCUAGACACUUUGUACCCUAACCCCACCACAGCCACUGGACAGAGGUUGUACGUUACUCAACCACCUAAUGGGUUUGGGUCCCAGUUUUGGAGGCUUGACGACGCCUACGGACACUAUGCAUAUAUCUGCCCCGUGCUUCAGGCAGCGCAUUUGGCUUCCACUGCAGAGAACGCUAGUCCCGUCUACGCAUAUCAUUACGCCGCCCGAUCCAAUGGUCAUGGUAGUGCAGACCAUGGUGACGAGGCCCCCAUUGUGACACAUGACAUGGAUGUCAUUGGCCAAUAUCCGGGUGUCGUCAAGAUGGCAGACGCGAUGAAUGGUUAUUGGAGCCGGUUCGCCGUUACAGGUGAUCCGAAUUCAGGGGCGCGCAGUAAUGAUACGAAUAGUGUGGUGUGGCCGAAAUUCGUCAGCCCAUUUCUCAACAAUACCGCUGCUACCAAAGACGCAAAGACAGUGAUGACCUUUGGUCAGGGCAACGAUGAACGGAUGGGGGUGCGCGGACGUCAAAACCAGGGCAUCGCGGCGCAACUGGGCAACGUGACUGAACGAACACAAGACGAAUGCCACUUCUGGUGGGAUAACGUACUCUUCAGUGAGGGGUUCGGAACUGGCACCACGAGUUUGACGAGUAAUCAGACCACCAAAGCAAGUUCAUAG